CUUUGCCUUCCCCCCCCUGCAGUGACCCCGUGGGACAGCUCACGUCAUGGUGGACUACUACGAAGCCCUAGGGGUGAGCCGCAACGCCACCGCCGAAGACAUCAAGAAGGCGUACAGGAAGGCUGCGCUGAAAUGGCACCCAGAUAAAAACCCAGACAACAAGGAGUACGCUGAGCAGAGAUUCAAGGAGAUUGCCGAGGCCUACGAAGUGCUGUCGGACAAGCAGAAGCGUGAUGUCUACGACCGCUAUGGCAAGGAUGGACUCAUGGGAGCAGGAGCAGGGGGCUCCAGGGCCAAUGCUGGGGCGCCAGAAUUCACCUUCACCUUCCGCAGCGCUCACGAUGUCUUCCGGGAGUUCUUCGGUGGGCGAGACCCCUUUGCUGAAUUCUUUGAUGAUGUGCUUCCCUUCUCUGAGCUGCGAGGACCUGGACCCCGGCACCAUGGGGGAGGCCACUUCUUUUCUGCCUUCCCAGGAUCCUCAGAUUUCUUCGCAUCAUCCUUCAGCUCUGGCGCGGACGCAGGGCUGGGCUUCCGCUCUGUCUCCACCUCCACCACCUUCGUUAAUGGCAAGCGCAUCACCACCAAGAGGAUUAUUGAGAACGGACGGGAGCGGGUGGAAGUGGAGGAGGACGGGGAGCUAAAGUCAAUCCACAUCGAUGGCGUUCCUGAUGACAUGGCACUGGGGCUGGAGCUGAGCCGGCGGGAGCAGCAAGCCUUCCCCAGGCCACGGCCCUCCUCGCCCCCACCACCGGCCCCACACCAGCCCUCCAGCUCCUCACCCGUCUGCCUCUACACGGACAGCGAGGAUGAGGAUGAGGACUUGCAGCUGGCCAUGGCCUACAGCCUCUCUGAGAUGGAAGCUGCAGGGCACCACCAAGCAGGUGAGCUGUUCUUGUCCAGGAGUUGUGGAAUGCAGGGAUAGAGAUGGACAGACAUGAGAUCUCCCUGUGCUCCUCCAGUACACACAAUCAGAGGCCAGGCCUGGCUGCAGCUGCACGAACGUGACACGAGAACUUUAUUCACAUCAAGAUACAAAAUUAUAUUUCUCUAGAAAUUUC
This is a messenger RNA of Manacus vitellinus (golden-collared manakin), 1058 nucleotides long. It is a transcript of the gene DNAJB2, whose product is annotated as DnaJ heat shock protein family (Hsp40) member B2. Gene Ontology annotation, cellular component: endoplasmic reticulum membrane; cytosol. Lineage: Eukaryota; Metazoa; Chordata; Aves; Passeriformes; Pipridae. The record is from RefSeq and is a predicted model, not a curated record. Bases 47 to 922 code for a protein of 291 amino acids. The transcript has 9 exons. Gene Ontology annotation, biological process: positive regulation of proteasomal ubiquitin-dependent protein catabolic process; protein refolding. Gene Ontology annotation, molecular function: ATPase activator activity; Hsp70 protein binding.